Messenger RNA from Branchiostoma belcheri (Belcher's lancelet), 1083 nucleotides. Its product is annotated as filamin-A-like. NCBI's taxonomy places the organism in Eukaryota, Metazoa, Chordata, Leptocardii, Amphioxiformes, Branchiostomatidae. The transcript is spliced from 10 exons. Gene Ontology annotation, molecular function: protein binding. The record is from RefSeq and is a predicted model, not a curated record. The coding region runs from base 295 to 1083 and encodes 262 amino acids.
CGAGAAUUCAACUGCAGACAGCAAAAUGGCGUCCGACCGCUGUUGAAUUUUUAAUUUGAUCGUUGAAAAGAGCGAUAAUUACGCUUAAUUACUUGAUUACCGAGUUGGCGACGGUUUUGUUGACACUUAUAUGACAACAGGUCAGCCUUGUAUGGCUUCUGCGUGUCACUUUCCUGCGUUUUUGACCAGAAAUUCCCCGGCGAGAUUUCGUUCUGGAACGGUUUGAAAGGUUGCUGUCAGAGCAGCUGUAGAGACUACGAUGUCAUCGCCCAGGUGAUGUGAGAAGUGGUUACCAUGGCAACAACAUCCUUCAGCUCCAUCCUCCAGGUGUACCAGGGCUGGGCCAAUAGCGUGCUGUGUGAGGGAGGGUACCUGAUCGAGGACCUGACUGAGCUGCAGAAUGGAGCCCUGUUGUGUUGUCUGGUGGACAUCCUGACUGGCUCCCAUCUCACCCCAACCACCCAGAUCAGCAGCCCGACAGCCAGCCUGGAGAAUGUGGAAAAAGUGCUGAGUCAUCUCAGACAACAUGGCAUCAAACUCAACGUCACGGCAAGGGGUGUUGUGUGUGGGGAGCUGAAGUCUCUACUGGAUGUGGUGUGGGCCCUGAUUCUACACUAUACAGUACACAAUAAAGACUGUAACCCGUUCCAGCGGACAGUUCGAGUAGGGAAGAGACUGUUACUGGAGUGGUGCAGCUCCCAACUCCCAGACCUGCCUAUCAACAUUAAUGGCUCCAUGGCAUACAACUACAGCAAACAUUCGGUGCUGACCCAGCUGAUAGGAAAGUACUGCUGCAUGCCACACCUGGGGUCACCUGCACAGAGCACAGAUGUUAUGACCCUGACUAACGCAGUCCUGGCCGCGGAGGAGAAAUUCGGGGUGUCAAAGCUGAUCGUCAGUCCCAGCGAGAUUCUGAAUGGGACAGCUGACGACCACGCGCUCAUGAUCUACACAGCCCUGCUCAGGAGGAAGAUCUCCCUACUCCAGGAGGACCCAUCAGUUCUGGCUCAGGCAGGGAGGAUCCUGCUCGCAGACGCACCAAAACUCCUGCGAACCACACAGUCUCACAGACAGGGUCACUGA